AUGUCUUGGUUUUCGAAGAAAGCUUCCAAGGCGCUCAUCGCCGGCAUGCAUCUAACGCGCAACGAAGCCCAAAUCCUCGUACGAGCCUGCCAAGAGCUCGAAAGCUUCAUGACCCGUCAGGCGGAAGAGAUCAAAGCCUUCCCCAAAACCGAUCGAAGCGAAGCGCGCCGCGCCUUGGAAUCGAUUCAAGAGCGUCAUCACCGUAUCGACCGUCGCCUCGACGACCUCGCCCUCCGCCUCCGCAACAACCACUCAAAAGAGCCCUCGAGGAAAGAACUCGAAGAAGCCACAAGAAGUAUGAGCUGGAAACACCUACGCUACAAAUACGCCUCGAAACCCUCGAAGAUGGGCCGGGAAGCCGCCGCACAGCGAUACUGGCCACGAAUUGCGGAAAGCUAUGCGACUCUUCUCCAAGUCCUCGGGAACUUCAGACAAGACCUCGAAAACGGUGUGAAAGAUGAUACACUUUGGUCCAAGGAAGCGCAGAAGCGGAAUCGUCGCUCUAAUCUCAAGUCACUCAAAUUAGCACUGAAGUGCUCUCCUCGGAUCGAGUCAGAGCUGAAGUCAGAGGGCAAGCAUGUUGUUUUCAAUGAAACCGUCUGUUGUAAGAACUUUAGCUGUAUUGAUGCACCAGAGGAGGCAGGCAAGACGCAGCCAAAUGCCGAGUGGCUAUACUAUGGGUGGAACAACGAUUUCAUAAUGAAACUUGCUAAUGAUAGGAAACGAUCGACGAAGAAGUUUCAUAAGAGGGCGUAUGAAAAGAGGGUAGAUGCGCGGUCCGUCGCGCGUUUUCGGGAAAGAAGAAGGCAGGCUGAGGCUGGUGAAGGGGGAGAGGAGGCGACAGGAGCAACUUCACUGGAAGAAAGUAGUAUCGUCAGCGGAAGUGGCCUCACCGGUACAAGUGGGAAGGAGAAAAGCAGAACAUUGUUAUCUGGAUGA
Messenger RNA from Alternaria atra, 939 nucleotides. RefSeq lists its product as uncharacterized. Lineage: Eukaryota; Fungi; Ascomycota; Dothideomycetes; Pleosporales; Pleosporaceae. The coding region runs from base 1 to 939 and encodes 312 amino acids. The record is from RefSeq and is a predicted model, not a curated record. The transcript has a single exon.